Knipowitschia caucasica is the source of this 396-nucleotide messenger RNA. NCBI's taxonomy places the organism in Eukaryota, Metazoa, Chordata, Actinopteri, Gobiiformes, Gobiidae. The record is from the annotation of a GenBank genome assembly.
AUGUGCACUGUGCACUCCAUUGACUCUGAGUCGAUCUUUUUCAAGAGGAAGCAUGCUGACCGCAGAGAUGCCACCAGAGCUGAAGCUACUGAAAUCGGGAAUGGGACCAGGAUACAAGUAGACGGUGGGGUCCCCUCUGUACUCAACCCGGCGCUCAUGGCUCUGAUGGUGUUGAACGUGGUUCUGGUGGCAGCUGUGGUGGUGCUGGUGCGGCUGGUCUGCAUCUACAGAAGGACCCAGCUCACAGGCAGAGAAUCCAGUCGCGGCUCUUCUCAGGCAGAAGACGAGGUGACUUAUGCAGGAGUGAAUGUGGUGCCCUCUAGCGCCUCCUGCAGGUCCACCUCUGUAACAACGGUGCUCUACUCUGAAGUGAGGAGCCGACAGGACAGAAGCUAA